This is a messenger RNA of Rhinichthys klamathensis goyatoka, 1544 nucleotides long. Its product is annotated as very low-density lipoprotein receptor-like. The record is from RefSeq and is a predicted model, not a curated record. The transcript has 10 exons. Gene Ontology annotation, cellular component: plasma membrane. The coding region runs from base 76 to 1068 and encodes 330 amino acids. Gene Ontology annotation, molecular function: protein binding. NCBI's taxonomy places the organism in Eukaryota, Metazoa, Chordata, Actinopteri, Cypriniformes, Leuciscidae.
GACAGAUUGAUAGCGUGCACGUAUUUACCAGCAGUGUCAGACUCAUGAGUAGAAGUCCACCUGCUUAAUCAGAAUAUGGGGAUGUCAUUUAUGUUCUUACUGGCAGUUACUUUGCUCUGUCCUGUUCAAACAAAAACACUCGCAGGGAGUGAAGCAGCAAGCACAUCACAGGAUCCUACUUCAGCUGCUCGUCCUUUUAAUGUUACUGAGAAUGUGAAUAAAUUUUCUCAAGAUGAAGAUGUGCCAGUCACAGGCAAGAACCAAACAGUGCAAAAUGAAGAGUUCAAGACCUAUAGAUCUAGUCAUUUCAGCUGUGGUGAUGAACGCAAAUCACGUGUGCCUAUAAUAUGGAGGUGUGAUGGUGAGAAGGACUGCCCGAAUAAUGCGGAUGAGGAAGGCUGUGUGGUCAAGACCUGCAGCCCCACUGAGUUCAGCUGUGGUGAUAAACUCAAAACAUGUCUGCCUAUGAGAUGGAGGUGUGAUGGUGACCAGGACUGUCUGAAUGGUGUGGAUGAGAAAGGCUGUGUUUCUCAAGAUGAAGAUGUGCCAGUCACAAGCAAGAACCAAACAGUGCAAAAUGAAGAGUUCAAGACCUAUAGAUCUAGUCAUUUUAGCUGUGGUGAUGAACGCAAAUCACGUCUGCCUAUAAUAUGGAGGUGUGAUGGUGAGAAGGACUGCCCGAAUAAUGCGGAUGAGGAAGGCUGUGUGGUCAAGACCUGCAGCCCCACUGAGUUCAGCUGUGGUGAUAAACGCAAAACAUGUCUGCCUAUGAGAUGGAGGUGUGAUGGUGACAUGGACUGUCUGAAUGGUGUGGAUGAGGAAGGCUGUGUGGUCAAGACCUGCAGCCCCACUGAGUUCAGCUGUGGUGAUAAACGCAAAACAUGUCUGCCUAUGAGAUGGAGGUGUGAUGGUGACAUGGACUGUCUGAAUGGUGUGGAUGAGAAAGGCUGUGUCACUCAACAUGAAGAUGCGCCAGUCACAAGCAAGAACCGAACAGUGCAAAAUGAAGGUAAACAGUAUUCUGCCAGAGAAUCUUUUACAACAAACAGUGUUUCUGUCACACCCUAAUGUCGCUAAUGUUUUUAUUUUUUAAUUAAGAUGAUUUGGGAAGCACUCAGGUGACACCUGCGGCAAGUGGCUCGGACACUGAGACACACAAAGACCCUCCAACCAGCAUUACCAUAAAUCAUAUACUGGAGAAACAAGACUAAACUAAUUUUAGUAAUACAAAAUCUGAAAUUUGAGUAAACUAAAGUUGGAGCUACAAAACCUUGGAAAUGAAGUGUAGAUCUCGUUGACAGUUGACCAAGAAUGAAUUCAUCAAUGAAUUGUAUUUGACAAUUUCUGAGAUAUCCCUAUAGACUUAACACUCUAAUGAUAACUAUAAGGAUAAAGAUAACUAUACUAGACGUAAGCUCCACCCAUUUGCUCUGCAGUGAGCAGCCUCUCGGCUACUUUGCUGGGAGACAAGCAGACGUAGCCUAUGUGUGUGAGGAAAUAUCAUAUAUUAUGUUAAAAAAUAAAUAAAUAACAGCGCAUGAGAA